Penicillium canescens is the source of this 372-nucleotide messenger RNA. Its product is annotated as V-type H+-transporting ATPase 16kDa proteolipid subunit. Gene Ontology annotation, biological process: proton transmembrane transport. The transcript is spliced from 3 exons. Gene Ontology annotation, molecular function: proton-transporting ATPase activity, rotational mechanism. NCBI's taxonomy places the organism in Eukaryota, Fungi, Ascomycota, Eurotiomycetes, Eurotiales, Aspergillaceae. The coding region runs from base 1 to 372 and encodes 123 amino acids. Gene Ontology annotation, cellular component: proton-transporting V-type ATPase, V0 domain. The record is from RefSeq and is a predicted model, not a curated record.
AUGGGCUGCGUCUGCGCAAUUGUCUUCACUUGCUUCUGUGCUGCCUACGGAACUGCUAAGGCCGGCGUUGGCGUUUACUCGACGGCUGUCUUGCGACCCGAUUUGGUUGUAAAGAUUCCGGUUGUGAUGGCUGGCAUUAUCGGGAUCUAUGGCUUAGUUGUUUCCGUUCUUGUCGCGAAUCUACCCUUAUAUACAGGCUUGAUUCAGUUUUGUGCGGGUCUCUCCGUCGGCCUUGCCGGUUUAGCAUCUGGUUUCGCUAUUGGCUUCGUUGGUGAUGCCGGGGUUCGUGGAACAGCUCAGCAGCCAAGAUUGUAUGUCGGCAUGAUUCUGAUACUAUCAUAUCUUCGGGAAAUACGCCGAAUGAGAAGCUAA